UUCGUUUCCAAAUCAUACUGACCAUGCCUGUCCUUUACGAGCAAGAUAAGCAUGUCUCCUCCGCUAUUUUGACCGGACAGGAGAGAGGUGUGCUUAGAUGCCAGGAACGGACCUCAUUGCUUCAUCACUGGAAGCUCAAUAAGGAGCAGAUAGAAUUGGUGGACAAAGCUGGUUUCGGUUGGUUUCGCCUAAUAGGAUCGAUUAGUUUGAACAAUUCACUUAUCUCUGCCCUUGUCGAGAGAUGGCGUAGAGAAACCAACACGUUUCACUUCCCUUGUGGCGAAAUGACCAUCACUCUCGAUGAGGUAUCGUUGAUCCUCGGUCUUGCUGUUGAUGGCAAACCUGUGGUUGGUGUUAAAGAAAAAGAUGAGGACCCUUCUCAAGUAUGCCUCAGACUUUUGGGGAAACUACCUAAAAGUGAACUGAGUGGUAAUCGAGUCACUGCGAAAUGGUUGAAGGAGAAUUUUGCAGAGUGUCCAAAGGGAGCUACGACGAAAGAGAUUGAGUAUCACAGUCGUGCUUUUCUUAUAUACCUUAUUGGGAGUACCAUUUUUGCAACUACAGAUCCCAGUAAGAUCUCUGUUGAUUACCUUAUUCUCUUUGAGGAUUUUGAGAAAGCUGGAGAAUACGCUUGGGGUGCUGCAGCGCUUGCUUUCUUAUAUAGACAAAUUGGUAAUGCCUCCCAGCGGUCUCAGAGUAUCAUUGGUGGUUGCUUGACACUCUUACAGUGCUGGAGUUACUUUCAUCUGAAUAUUGAUCGGCCAAAGAGAACCACCCGUCAAUUUCCACUGGCACUUUUGUGGAAAGGAAGGCAACAGAGCCGAUCGAAGAAUGACCUGUUUAAGUAUCGCAAGGCACUUGAUAAUCUAGAUCCAUCAAAUGUUAGUUGGUGCCCUUUUGAAGGAGAUCUUGACAUUGUGCCACAAAGUUUUAAAGAUAAUCUACUACUUGAAGGUCGAGAACAAAAUUGAUUGGU
This is a messenger RNA of Camelina sativa (false flax), 976 nucleotides long. The record is from RefSeq and is a predicted model, not a curated record. Lineage: Eukaryota; Viridiplantae; Streptophyta; Magnoliopsida; Brassicales; Brassicaceae.